Aphanomyces invadans is the source of this 616-nucleotide messenger RNA. RefSeq lists its product as hypothetical. The transcript has a single exon. The record is from RefSeq and is a predicted model, not a curated record. Bases 296 to 601 code for a protein of 101 amino acids. Lineage: Eukaryota; Oomycota; Saprolegniomycetes; Saprolegniales; Verrucalvaceae.
GAGUCAAGCAUCGUAGAGCCAUCGCACACGACGGACGAUGGCCACACAAAAGACUUGAGUCGCGUCCUGUCGAUGCUUGACUCGUUCUCGUCCCGCUCGCUGCGAUGAGCGAGCACGACGUAGUUCGCUCGCGCACGCAACAACACGACCAAGAGCAUCGAGCCAAUUCAACGUCGCCUUGCCUCCACACCGAUCAAAGGACGCGGCACGAUCAACUGUUCGUGUCAAGGACGAUGCUCGAACGCGUCCGUCGCGUUUGCGUCAAGCACGUUGGUCAUGUGCACGUAGCAAGCACAUGUAUGCCGCUGACGGCGGCAUCCACACGUCGUGGGACAUUCACGACGGCCGAGCUGCUUUGACGUCGUCGUUUUACUUUACAGACGGUUCCUCCCUCUCGACACCAUCGCCACGACACGAACGAGAACCGCCGAGGCUGCACGAGUUCCCACCCAGCUUGCGUCGUCGGCAUCGUCGGUGCGCGGACGACGCCGACUGGCUACAUGGGCACGGCGCUGCGCCGAGCGGUCUACUGACGUCUACCCGUCAUGUCGAUGUGGUGGUGUCGUCGGCAUGCUUCCGUCGACGACACACGCCAAUUUAAACUGUUUGGACUGGA